This is a messenger RNA of Maniola jurtina (meadow brown), 1973 nucleotides long. RefSeq names its product CXXC-type zinc finger protein 1-like. Gene Ontology annotation, molecular function: DNA binding; zinc ion binding. Gene Ontology annotation, biological process: positive regulation of DNA-templated transcription. Gene Ontology annotation, cellular component: Set1C/COMPASS complex. The record is from RefSeq and is a predicted model, not a curated record. The coding region runs from base 120 to 1625 and encodes 501 amino acids. The transcript is spliced from 10 exons. Lineage: Eukaryota; Metazoa; Arthropoda; Insecta; Lepidoptera; Nymphalidae.
UGGUUCGCUUACUGAGAAAAUUGUUGUGUUUUCGCAAUUCCCAAUUUUAAUUAUUUUAAUAAAACAAGCGUAUAUUCCCUUCAAGAAGCCGAAUUAUUAAGCUAUCUAUUCAUUAAACAAUGUCUUAUAAAAUGGGAGAGAAGAAAUCUAAGCAAAGUAAAGCAGAUAUCGCUAAGCAGUUCGACCUGCCUGAGAGGCAGUCGAAGAUCACAUCGUUGUUGAAUCAAGCUGGGCAGGCUUACUGCAUUUGCCGUUCAUCCGACAGCUCACGGUUUAUGAUAGCUUGUGAUUCAUGUGAAGAGUGGUACCAUGGGGAUUGUAUAAAUAUAUCGGAGAGGGAAGCUAAAUACAUUAAAAACUACUUCUGCGAUCGCUGUAGAGAAGAAGAUCCUAGCCUUAAGACAAGGUUUAGACCACAGAAGAGAGAAAAUGAUGUGGACUCAGUUUUAGGAAAAGAUGAUAGAAAGAAGAAACGUAAGGAAAAGGAUCAUUCGGAGAAUAAAUCUUCUAGAAGACCUGCCAAGGAUGGCUGUGGGGAUUGUGCUGGAUGCUUGCAGAUUCAUGAUUGUGGGCACUGUGAUGCAUGUGAAGAUAUGUUUAAAUAUGGUGGCAGCAAUAAGCUAAAGCAGAGAUGUCGUCAGAGAUUAUGCAUCAAGAGCAAGAAGGCAUCUAGGAUAUCCAGUAGCAACCGCAUAAAGAAGAAGCACCACGAGCGCGAAGUCUACGAACCGGAGGAGUCCAUAUCUCACUUGCAAACGGUUGAGCCGCGGCAGUGCUACGGACCGCAGUGCGUCCGCGCGGCGCAGUAUGGCUCUAAGUAUUGCUCCGCCCAGUGCGGGAUGAGGCUGGCCACUGCGAGGAUAUAUCAAGUCCUCCCUCAAAGGAUCCAAGAGUGGUCGCUAUCAAGUUGUGUAGCGGAACAACACAAUCGCAAGGCUUUGGAGGUGGUCCGCAGCGGCCUGGCUCGUGCACAGGCAGCUUUACGAGCCUUGGACAAGCAACAUGUGGAUUUAGACAACUUGAUCGCGAAAGCCAAACAUGCAACUAUAGUGCAUACUGAUGAAAAGGAAGCAGAUGAUGAAACCUCAAUGUACUGUAUCACUUGUGGCCACGAGAUCCACUCGCGCACGGCCGUCAAACAUAUGGAGAAGUGUUUUGUAAAAUACGAGGCCCAGGCGUCCUUCGGCAGUCGACACCGGACGCGCAUCGACGGACAGAGCAUGUUCUGUGACUACUACAACCCUAUCAACGGCACUUAUUGCAAGAGGCUGCGGGUGAUGUGUCCAGAACACUUCAAAGAUCCCAAAGUGAGCGAUACAGACGUGUGCGGUUGUCCGCUCGUCCGGAACGUGUUCGAGCCUACGGGGGAGUUCUGUCGCGCGCCCAAGAAGGCCUGCCUCAAACACUACCAGUGGGAGAAGCUGAGGCGCGCUGAGAUUGAUAUGGAGCGGGUUCGCCAGUGGCUGAGACUGGACGAGUUGGUUGAGCAGGAGAGAAAUAUCAGACUUGCUAUGGCUUCCAGGGCGGGAGUACUGGGUCUGAUGUUACACUCCACAUACAACCACGAGGUGAUGGAGCGCAUCACCAAGGCCAACGAGAACGGGAAACUCAAGGAGGGCUCAUGACACAGGCACCGACCCAAGCCGACCUUCAAGGCUCCCAUACCGAAAAAAUAAACACGAUUUCCCAACUUAAAUCGUACAGAUUAAUUAAAGUUAUAAGAAAAUGUAUUUAAAUUAAAAUACAUAAAUCUAGAAAUUAAAUGUUUCAUAAUUCGGGCUACAAAAAUUGCAACUUGCUGUAAAUCUUGUUAAUAGUAGUAGCCAUCCCUGCAAUAAAGAUUUUUCUAUUGCUGGGCAUUCUUCGAUGUUAGAAGUAAGGAAUAAAGUUGUCUUCCUGACGAUAUUAUUUUGUAAUUGUGUGUAAAUAAGUAUAUUUUUUGUCUGUAAUAUUGAGAUUUGGAAUAAAUUCAC